Messenger RNA from Tricharina praecox, 565 nucleotides. RefSeq lists its product as uncharacterized. The transcript has a single exon. NCBI's taxonomy places the organism in Eukaryota, Fungi, Ascomycota, Pezizomycetes, Pezizales, Pyronemataceae. Bases 170 to 469 code for a protein of 99 amino acids. The record is from RefSeq and is a predicted model, not a curated record.
GUGCUACUUCUUCUUCUUCCAAGUACUUACUGAUCGAUCGACUUACUGCUACUGGGCGAGGAGGGGAACAGGAGGAGAGAUAAUCCGACGCAGGUGUUUACAACGAAUUACGGAGUGGGGGGGGGGGACGGGGGGACGGGGAGGUGAGGUUCUACCUAUUUACACAAGUAUGUACUUGGGUACACGAUAUCUAGAAGGGGUUACAGGCGCUAUAUUUUAUUUUUCUCCAUCCAUUCGCAUUAUCUUUUUUCUUUCCUGGCCCCUAGUUGUGUUGUGUUGUGUUUGGUUUGGUUUAAGCAGCUUUUUCCUUGCCUGCCUGCUCUGUGGUCGUCGACUUUUUUACUUUUUGAUUUCGAUUUCAUUGUUACUGACUGACUCGACUGUAUCUAUGAUGGACAAUGGUGCGAGGUGGGAGGUGGUGGGAGGUGGUAGUGGUAUGGGCAAUGGAGGUGGAUGUGGCUGUGGAUAGGAACGUGGAUAGGGAUAGGACGUGUUUGUACUGAUACUCUGCUACCGUAUAACGUCCUGAUGAACAAUGGAUUCAAAUGAUUGAUUAUGAUUCGAG